CCGUUUGGCUCACAUAUGCAUUGAUCAACAUAUGUUAGAAAAAUCGAACACCACCUGAGAAAAAUGCCUCCUUAUAGUGCUCAAUUGUAUUACAAAUAUGUUUUGGCAGUGUUACUAAUCUUGUGUGCAAGUGCAGGAUGUGGUGAUGCUCAGUUGACUCCUACGUUUUAUGAUGAAUCAUGCCCGAAUGCCACCAGCAUUGUGCGUGGAGUCAUUCAAGAGGCUCUGCAGACCGAUCCCCGGAUUGCUGCCAGCCUCAUUCGGCUUCACUUCCACGAUUGCUUUGUCAACGGUUGCGAUGGAUCAAUUCUGUUGGACAAUAGUACCAGUUCUACCAGUACCAUAGACAGCGAAAAAACAGCAUUUGCAAAUAACAACUCAGCCAGAGGAUUUGAUGUUGUGGACAGUAUGAAGACUGCAUUGGAGAAUGCUUGUCCCGCCAUCGUUUCCUGUGCUGAUAUUCUCACCAUUGCUGCCGAAGAAUCUGUUGCUUUGUCUGGAGGUCCUUCAUGGACAGUGCUAUUAGGAAGAAGGGAUAGCUUAACAGCGAAUCGCACGGCUGCCAACGCAGCCAUUCCAGCUCCUACUUUAACACUUGAUGGACUCAAGGCCAACUUCUUAGCUGUAGGCCUCAACACCACUGAUCUGGUUGCACUAUCUGGUGCUCACACAUUUGGGCGUGCUAGAUGUCAAUCUUUCACCAAUCGAUUGUAUAACUUCAGCGGCACAGGCAGUCCUGAUCCAACCUUGAACUCAACCUACUUAGAAACACUGAGUGAGAUAUGCCCGCAGAAUGGGAAUAGCAGUGUGCUAACCAAUUUUGAUCCUGUAACUCCCGACACUUUUGAUGCAAAUUAUUUCUCAAAUCUUCAAGUUCAGAAAGGCUUGCUCCAAAGCGAUCAAGAGCUGUUUUCAACUAGCGGGGCUGAUACCAUCGACGUUGUCAACAACUUCAGCACUAAUCAGAGCGCAUUCUUUGAGAGUUUCGUGGAAUCCAUGAUUAAAAUGGGGAAUAUAAGCCCCUUGACCGGUACUGAUGGAGAGAUUCGAUUGAACUGCCGUAGGGUUAAUGGAGAUUCAUAUGGAUCAGCUGCUACUUUGGUAGCUGAAUAUUAAUUAAAUUAAUUAAGGUUAUGUAAAACUAGUUAAGCUUGAUGCUUCAUGUGAUGAUGGUGAUGAUCAUGACUACGAGUACCGAGCUCAUCUUUGAGCUUCUAUGGCUACUAGUCCACUUUUCUCGGUAAACUUGAAAAAAGACAGAUCGAAUUCACUAUAAUCAACCACAUAUAUUUGAAGAAGAUAUAUAUUAUCAGCUUAUAUCAUGGAAACUCGGGUUUUCUUUGUUUCA
Malus domestica (apple) is the source of this 1348-nucleotide messenger RNA. Lineage: Eukaryota; Viridiplantae; Streptophyta; Magnoliopsida; Rosales; Rosaceae. The record is from RefSeq and is a predicted model, not a curated record.